AAAACAAGUACGUAUCGAUUGUGUAUCGUACAUGUACAUAUGUAGUUUGAUUGUUAUUCCUUCUGCUUGGAAGUCAUCACUACUUGUGUUGGUGUAUUCUUCCACUGCUCCAGCGUCAUGGCCGAGAGUGGAGAAGUGUUGUUCUCUAGUUGGCAUGCAGCCCGUGACCAACUCAGAAAAUGGAGAGAAGAAGGAUCAAAACAGAGUGAGAGGGUGUUGGCGUUAGGUCAGGACCUGAUCACUGAACAAGGAACGAAACUGGGAGACGAACUAUGGACAGUUUACGAACAAGUCUUUAUUGCUGCAUUGGACUGUAAGCAAAAUGUACUGGCCACGGCGUAUCUGAGAGAGCUAUCCAGGAAAUUCCCAGGGAGCAAGCGUGUAGCUCUACUGCGUGGCAUGAGCCUGGAAGCACUUCAGCUGUACGAUGAGGCUGAUAAGCUGUAUGCAGAGCUGUUGGAACAUGAGCCGGCCAAUUCCGGUGUUCACAAGCGGCGUUUAGCGAUUAUGAAGGCGCAGGGACAAACGUUCGAGCUUGCAACUGGUCUAACCAAGUAUGUGCAGGACUUCAGAGCCGAUCACGAUGCGUGGUUGGAACUCGCCGACGUGUACAUUGGCAACCAGGAGUAUGGUAAAGCUGCAUUCUGUGUGGAGGAAGUUAUCAUGGCCAAUCCUCAUCACCACCUCUAUCACCUGCGCUAUGCUGAAAUCCGGCAGACGAUGGGUGGUGUGGAAAACUUGGAAAUCGCAAGAAAGUACUACUCACAAGCUGUCAACCUCCACGCAACAAGUGUGCGUGCGCUGACUGGCCUUUGUCUUGUUUGCUCCUCGCUGGCAUCAAUGGCAAAAGGCCCGUCAAGUAAGUCAAAGAAGGAUAGCCAGCGCCUUUUUUCAUGGGCGUCAGAGCGCCUGAUAUCGGUCUAUGAGAAUCAGGGAGCAUCCGAGUGCCAACUGCAAAGUGUGCACGCGAUGUUAGACUGCCUGAGUAUUGCAGAGCGCAGCUGAAGCUAGUGCAGCAUAGUAUCACCCUUCUUUCAUAGUUUCCCCAAGCAAGAGCGCAGGCGUCAGGCUUCUUUGUAUUAUAGGAUGACUCAAGUUAUAAUUGUACAUAGCUAGCUCAUUUUUAUUAUUUUAUUUUUAUGUACAGCCAUGUAUAAUAUCCACACCGGUAAACUCUCAUGCAAGUUUUCUCCUUCACUGUAUUCUUUGUUGGUCAGUAUUUUCCUGACAUACAUGUACGUGUACUAGUAGAUGCAUCGUUGCUUUACCUCUGCACAUAGUGUAAAAACGUUUCCAUUUCUGUUCCA
Molecule: messenger RNA, 1307 nt
Organism: Sycon ciliatum
Lineage: Eukaryota; Metazoa; Porifera; Calcarea; Leucosolenida; Sycettidae
Product: ER membrane protein complex subunit 2-like
Exons: 1
Coding region: 118-1005 (295 amino acids)
Biological process (GO): protein folding in endoplasmic reticulum
Cellular component (GO): EMC complex
Molecular function (GO): protein binding
Source: RefSeq, a predicted model, not a curated record